AUUAUCUUCUCGACGGCCAAGUAGAAGUGAGAAGCAAAACCCUCCGGGAAAGAAAGAACAGUUCUCAGUCCAAUUGCAAAGCUUCUUCUCAAUGAUGAUACCCAUUUCAAUGGCGCUCAUUCACCAAGUUUGCUCGCCGUCCGUCGCACGUGCAUUACGGCCUCGCUGCGUCGCUGCCGUGCCUUCUCGUAACCUCUCCACCUCCAUAUCCCCUCCCGCUCGGGCUUCUCCAGAAGCUCCCAAAGUGCUCAUCGGCCUGUCGGACCAGGAGCUACAACAGCUCGCCGUGGACUUCGGCCAGGAGAAGUAUAGAGGGAAGCAACUCCAUCAGCUUAUUUACAAGAGGAAGGUCAAGGAAAUUGAAGAGUUUACCAACUUGCCACUGGCAUUCAGGAAUGAUCUUCAGGAAGCUGGAUGGAAAGUGGGCCGUUCGCCUGUUUACCAGUCUGUUACUGCUUCUGAUGGAACCGUGAAGUUAUUGCUUAAGUUGGAUGACAACAGGCUGAUUGAAACAGUUGGCAUACCUGUGGAAGACAAAAACAAUAAAGGUUCAGUUCGCCUCACUGCUUGCAUCUCAUCACAGGUUGGCUGCCCAUUGCGCUGUUCUUUUUGUGCCACUGGAAAAGGAGGAUUUUCUAGGAAUCUUCAGAGACAUGAAAUUGUUGAGCAGGUAUUUGCAAUUGAGGAUAUUUUCAACCAUAGGGUGACAAAUGUAGUAUUCAUGGGAAUGGGCGAACCAAUGUUAAAUAUGAAAUCAGUGCUUGAAGCACAUCGGUGCUUGAACAAGGACGUUCAAAUUGGACAAAGAAUGAUUACAAUUUCUACUGUGGGCGUUCCUAACACAAUUAAAAGGCUGGCUUCUCACAAGCUUCAGUCAACAUUGGCCGUCAGCUUACAUGCACCAAACCAGAAGCUUCGGGAGACUAUUGUGCCCAGUGCAAAAGCGUAUCCUCUCGAAGCACUUAUGAAAGAUUGUCGUGAUUAUUUCCUCCAAACUAGUCGGAGAGUAUCGUUCGAGUAUGCACUUUUAGCUGGAGUCAAUGAUGCAGUAGAGCAUGCUGUAGAGCUUUCAAAGCUUCUUCAUGAAUGGGGAGGGGGCUAUCACGUGAACCUGAUACCUUUCAAUCCCAUAGAAGGCUCUGAGUAUCAGCGCCCAUACAAGAAAGCUGUGAUGGCAUUUGUAGCUGCUCUAGAAUCCCAUAAAAUUACUGUAAGUGUUCGUCAAACAAGAGGCCUGGAUGCAAAUGCAGCUUGUGGUCAGCUAAGAAACCAAUUUCAAAAGAACCCUUUGCUUGUUGAUUCCGACAUCAGUCAGUCCGAAUCAGCUGUAGCUGUGGCAUGUUGAUGCAAAAGUUCCUUAUUAUUUCCUAUUCUACCAACUUCAUUAUAUUGCAUCCACCUGGAGGCUGGAAGAACCAAUUUUUUUGUGGGAGCAAAGGCACCUCAAGAAAGCUUAAUAGAGAGGGAUAUGAUUAUAUGAAGAAUGGAGGGGCAGCCAGCACAUCCAGGUCUGCUUGUUCUAUACUCUAAAUUCACAGGUCAUUGUACAUUGUUGCGAAGCUAAAUUUGAGAUACAGUGAAGCAUCGAGAGGGGAUCGGAUCGUUCAUUUAUCGACGUAGUGUAGGGUAUACCAAUGGUUUCUUGGCUCUUAAAUCUAAAUCAUUAGUUUCUGAGAGGGAGGAGAAAGUCUGAAAGAGGCUCUUAAAUUAUGCUUGGUAAGUGAUUUCAUUGUAUAUUUCCUUUUUGAACUUCUUCUUUGUGUAAGGCUAUCUAUCCCUUCUACUGAUAGAACAUAUGGUUCAAUUUUUCAAUAAGAUGUCAAUUUAGAGUUGUUUUAUUUUCCCAUGUACUGAAUACUUACUUUAGGAUGAUUUAUUUGUUGCCAAUGUUGGUUGCAUCAAUCUGGCUCCAUUAAAAGAACAUUUAUGAUUAUAAUGUAAUACGCACAACUCA
Benincasa hispida (wax gourd) is the source of this 1954-nucleotide messenger RNA. Its product is annotated as Radical SAM superfamily protein. Lineage: Eukaryota; Viridiplantae; Streptophyta; Magnoliopsida; Cucurbitales; Cucurbitaceae. Gene Ontology annotation, biological process: tRNA methylation; rRNA base methylation. Gene Ontology annotation, molecular function: RNA methyltransferase activity; iron-sulfur cluster binding. The record is from RefSeq and is a predicted model, not a curated record.